Messenger RNA from Hevea brasiliensis (rubber tree), 2059 nucleotides. RefSeq names its product polyol transporter 5. Lineage: Eukaryota; Viridiplantae; Streptophyta; Magnoliopsida; Malpighiales; Euphorbiaceae. Gene Ontology annotation, molecular function: carbohydrate:proton symporter activity. Gene Ontology annotation, biological process: transmembrane transport. Gene Ontology annotation, cellular component: membrane. The transcript has 3 exons. The record is from RefSeq and is a predicted model, not a curated record. Bases 253 to 1896 code for a protein of 547 amino acids.
AACGAAUCCGCGGGUAAAACAGGUCGCUCACAUGAUUUUAUUUAUUUUUUUUCUUUUUAAGCUAAUUAAUUGUUACAAAAUGAUGACAACCCAAGCCUUGUUUGUCUAUAUAAGCAAAUCCAGUUUCCCAUAGAGCUUGCAUCCUACUCUUCAUGGCUGCUUGAGUUUAUUCAAAACAACUUUACACAAUCCUAAACACCCUUUAGACUUCUAUUCCUCUUUCUUUCUCUCUUGCUCUUGAGGUGAAGAGAGAUGGCUGGUCUAAACGCAGAGAAGGAUGUUAAUCCCAGCAGCCAACCUUCUGCAGAGAAAACACUUGCAGAUUUUGACCCUCAAAAGAAGCCCAAGAGAAACAAGUUUGCUUUUGCUUGUGCAAUCUUGGCUUCCAUGACUUCAAUCUUACUCGGCUAUGAUAUUGGAGUAAUGAGUGGUGCAGCUAUUUACAUCAAGAAAAACCUGCAAAUCUCAGAUACUCAAGUAGAAAUCCUGGCGGGUACACUUAACAUAUACUCACUCGUGGGCUCAGCCGCAGCUGGCCGGACCUCCGACUGGAUAGGCCGUCGGUAUACCAUAGUGAUGGCUGGAGGUAUUUUCUUCGUCGGAGCUCUCCUGAUGGGAUUCGCCACCAACUAUGCCUUCCUCAUGGUUGGCCGGUUCGUGGCCGGUGUCGGGGUAGGCUAUGCACUGAUGAUUGCUCCAGUCUACACAGCCGAGGUCUCUCCAGCAUCCUCUCGUGGGUUCCUCACCUCAUUCCCAGAGGUGUUCAUCAACGCUGGGAUUUUGCUUGGCUACGUCUCCAAUUUUGCAUUCUCCAAGCUCCCAGCUAACUUGUCGUGGAGAUUCAUGCUUGGAAUUGGCGCAAUCCCGUCAGUUUUCCUUGCUAUGAUGGUUCUAGCCAUGCCUGAGUCACCUCGUUGGUUGGUCCUCCAGGGUCGACUCGGUGACGCCAAGCGAGUUCUGGACAAGACCUCUGAUUCCAAAGAAGAAUCUCAAGCAAGACUAGCGGAUAUAAAAGAAGCAGCAGGUAUUCCUCAGGAAUGCAAUGACGACGUCGUUCAAAUGACAAAAAAAUCCCACGGUGAAGGUGUAUGGCGAGAAUUACUACUUCAUCCUACACCGUCGGUUCGUCAUAUCUUAGUUUGCGCAAUCGGCAUCCAUUUCUUCCAGCAAGCGUCAGGAAUAGACGCCGUCGUUUUAUACAGCCCAAGGAUCUUUGAAAAGGCUGGGAUCAAAUCGGACACCGACAAAUUGCUAGCUACCGUAGCCGUUGGAUUCGUGAAAACAAUCUUCAUCUUAGUGGCAACUUUUUUGCUGGACAGAAUCGGACGGCGGCCGUUGCUUCUAAGUAGCGUAGCAGGGAUGGUAUUUUCAUUAGCAACCCUUGGAUUUUCGUUGACCAUCAUAGAUCAUUCGCACGAGAGGCUAACAUGGGCGGUUGCACUGUGCAUAGCUAUGGUAUUAUUGUACGUAGCGACCUUCUCAAUAGGGAUGGGACCCAUAACCUGGGUAUACAGCUCAGAGAUAUUCCCGUUGAGGCUACGCGCGCAGGGAGCGAGUAUGGGAGUGGCAGUAAACAGGGUAACGAGUGGGGUGAUAUCAACGACUUUUAUAUCGUUGUACAAAGGCAUAACAAUAGGUGGGGCGUUUUUCUUAUUCGCGGCAAUAGCAGCGGUGGCAUGGACGUUCUUUUUCACAUGUUUACCCGAGACGCAGGGGAGGACAUUGGAGGAUAUGGAGAUCCUUUUUGGUCAUUUUAUUAAGUGGAGAUCUGCUUUGAAGGAGGCCAAAUUGAAGGAUGCUAAUGCCAAAGCCAAAGCCAAUGCCAAUGGUGCUGAAACUCAAAGUAAAGCUCAAAUUCAGCUGCCCACUUCUUCUGUUGCUAUUACUUCAGCUUAGAUUAAGGGUACUUUUAGUAAAUCGACCUGCUUUGUAAUUUAGAUUUUUCUUUUUCCCUUUGAAAUUUGUAGUUGGGUUGAGGUGGAAAUGGAAAGUUUGUAUGCAGGAAAAGAAAAGUAUAUCAAAAUAUCAAUCAAGAAAACAUAGAUAAUAUUCUGAACAA